CGUAGUAAACUAAAGGCUUGCAGCAGGCUAUUCAUGAGUCCAAACUCCCGGCGUUUCGAACCGUCGUGCACCCCGUAGCUGCUACCAUCUUGAACGCACCUCAGGCAUUUUCCACUCAUGUACAUAUUCAAGUCGGAUGACAGGUAUUUUGUUAGAAUCCGGUCAUAUGAUAUCUCCACACCGCUCAGGUAGCAAAAUUAGUGACCCCUAAUGUAAUUCCACAUUUUGAACCGAGGUGUUUAUUUGGACAGGUGCAUAACAUGUGGCGACAACGCACAAUGCGAGUUGCUUCCCCUUUCUGCACUGUUGUCCGGAAUUGCGUGUUGAACAGAGUGAAGCCAAAGUGGACGAUAGAACGUGUGCGGUGUGUAUCAUCCAAAAUGCCGAGCCCUUCGCCUCCACCCCAGAGUCUGUUGAAGCCCAUGGAUUUCCCACAUAAGCUGUUGAUGGGACCAGGACCUUCAAACUGUCCACCACGCGUGCUGAAUGCCUCGACAUUACCGCUGUUAGGGCACCUGCACCCCGAAUUUACUCAGAUAAUGGAUGAAGUAAAAGCAGGCAUUCAGUAUGCAUUCCAGACCAAAAAUACUUGGACAGUUUGUGUAUCUGGAACAGGUCAUGCUGCCAUGGAGGCUGCCUGCACAAAUCUGCUGGAGCCAGGGGAGACAGUCCUGGUGUGUGAGAAUGGUCUCUGGGGUCAGAGAUUUGCAGACAUGUGUAUAAGAAAUGGAGCCGUUGUUCAGAAAAUUGUGAAGCCUAUGGGACAAGUGUUCACACUUCAGGAUGUUGAAGCAGGUCUACAGCAGUACAAGCCAGUGUUGGUGUUUGUGACACACGGAGAGUCCUCAGGGUCAACUCUACAGCCCCUGGAGGGGCUGGGGCAGCUCUGCCAUAAAUACAACAGCCUCUUGUUGGUGGACUCCGUGGCGGCGUGUGGUGGUGUCCCUCUGUUUGUGGAUGAUUGGGAAAUUGAUGCCAUCUACACAGGUGCUCAGAAGGUAUUGAGUGCACCCCCAGGGGCAAGUCCUAUGUCAUUCUCUGACAGAGCCAAGAGUAAAGUAUUAAACAGGAAAACCCCGGUGAGAUCUUACUACUUUGAUAUGACAGAACUGGCCAACUACUGGGGUUGUGAUGAACAACCAAGGAGGUACCACCAUACCGCUCCCAUUUCUAGUGUCUACGCCAUCAGGGAGGGACUGGCCAGGCUAGCUGAGGAGGGUUUGGAAAAAAGCUGGGAAACUCACAGGAAAUGUGCUGAGAUGCUGUGGGAAGGAGUGGAGAAACUGGGCCUUGAGUUACUGGUCCAAGACAAGGCCAACAGACUUCCCUGUGUCAAUGGCAUUAAGGUCCCAGAGGGAGUGAAAUGGAAGGAUGUAUCAGACUUUGCCAUGAAAAAUUACAAAGUUGAAAUAUCUGGAGGUCUCGGAGCUCAAGCUGGGAAGAUUUGGAGAAUUGGAAUCAUGGGGUACAAUGCUACACCUGACAAUGUUCAGAAAGUGCUCAAGGCUCUAGGCGAGGGAUUGAAAAGUGUCAGAGGUAAUUCCCAGUCCAGAUUAUAGACUUAUGGGUAAUUCCCAGUCCAGAAUAUAGACUCAUGGGUAAUUCCCAGUCCAGAUUAUAGACUCGUGGGUAGUUGGAUGCAGUAGGUGACAUGAUUUAGGUGUGAUGAUCAAUAAUGUUGCUUAGAAUUAUAAUGUGAACAGAAAUUUGUGAUAAAGAAAUAUCAUUAUAUAUUUUUAUAUGCAGUGUUUGUCAGAAGACAACUUGAAUGUUUUUCAAAUUUUUUGAAGUAGGGGAAUGUAGACAGUAUUAAAUAUACAUAUUGUAUUUAGAAUUGUUUAAUGUUGAAAAUGGAAAUAUUUAUUUCUUUAUGUCAGAUUUUUGAAAUAGGGAAAUGUAGACAGUAUAAAUAUACCUGUGCUUAGAAUUGUUUAUGUUGAAAAUGAAUUUUUUUUUUUUAUUUUUUUUUUUUUAUUUUUUUUUUUUUUACAUUUAAUACACUUUCCUAGAGAUAUAUGUAUAUUCAUUUAUAUGAUUCAUAUUUGUAUCUGUUCCAAGGAUGCCAAAAUUUGCUGUCUGUAGAAAUAGGCUCAGAUGUGUUGUAUAUUGGUUUAUGUCUCGUCACACAAUUUGUAGGUAUUUCCCAGCCCACCUUAACAAUAGGCUCAGAUGAACAUUUCUGUUCAAAAUUAAUCUUUUUGUACAGUAUGUAUCAAUGGUAUUAACUUCUCCCAAUAAAAAAGCUGCAUGUAUUGUAUUCCUUGGAACAAAAUACUGUUUUCAUGGCCCCUAUUCAAUGUCGGGUCAGAUUUACUCUCCUUCAUGGUGACUGUGAGCAUUUUGUUAUCAUUUUUUGAAGGAAGAGUGACUGCAUUGUCAAAUUUGAUGGGGAAUAAUCUCUUGUCCAAGAGAACAUUUAAAUUGAAUUUUCUACUGAUAAACCAUGCUGAUAUUUAUGGUUUAUCAUGGAACAACUGAACAUGGCAUUCUUUGAGGAUUAAGAUAAUGGUAGAUUUACAUUUUAAAACCAUUACGAGGGAAAGAUUCAGGUGGGCAUCGGGGCUCAUGACUUGCUGUACACCUUACUUACCCCCCCCCCCCCUCCCCCACCUCCUCUCUACCCCCUCUCCUACUCAUGCAAACAAAGUUGAGGGAAUUUAUUGGCAUCACCCUUAUCCAUCUGUCUGUUCAUUUUGUUAAGAAAUUUUGAAAACCUCUCGCUUCUUGCUACUAUUAAUCUGUUCAGACUUGUAGAUGAUUACGAGGUGAUAAUGUUAAAUGUCAGGUCAACAGAGUACUACUAAAGGGAAAAGUUUUUUGGCCGUAACUGAUUUACUUAUCAACACUCAACCUGGGAGAAAGAUGACACCUAUUGCUUUGGGUCAUAAGGCCAAAGGGAAAAUCAACAGGGGUACCAACAAAAUUAGUUUUAAAAUAUUAGGUAUAUCAAUUUCCUAUUGAAGUUCAGAGUAAAAAUGUUUAAAAUUAGAUAUACCUCUAGUUUUGUCUUAACAUGUGAGAAGAUCUGAAUUGUAUUUUGUCAAAAAUUUUCGUUGUACAACAUUUGGUCAUACCUGUAAUUGUAUACUAACAAUUACUUAAGUCCUUAGUUUAGUAACUGAUUGGGAGGUCGAAGGUCACCUCUAUUGCGUAGAAUUAUCCAGUGGUAAAGCAUUUACGAUCUCCUUGAUUGAUGUUUACUAAUCUGCUAUAUGUAUAUACAGUAUUUAUUCAUUGUAAGGCAUACUGUUUUCAUAUUUGUCAAUAUCUGAAAUAAGAUUUCCUUAUACAAUAUUUAUAUUUAAAUAUUUCCACUAUGCAGUGCUUGAUGUCACCCCCUUUAGAUAAAAUUACUGCCUAUUGAAGAGUUCCAACAGAUGUUGUUACUUUCAAUUAUAGUAUGUGUCCUUAUAAAUUUAAAUAAAAUCGAACUAUGGUUUUUGACAGGAAGGAAAGUGUCCAAAAUUUUGAUUUUUUUUUUUACCAUGGAUUUUUUUUUGAGAAUGUUAUAACAGCCUAUAUAUUUAUUUAUUAUUUGUUACUUGGAUUUUCUCUUCUUAAUAUAAGAUGUUUUAAGAAAUUUAAAGCAUUUCCCUUUUCAUUUCAGGUUGACUUCCAGUUCUUUAGAUAAGAACUUUUGACCCAAAUUUUCAGUGGAAAUUACUAUGAACUUUUUUACAAUUACAUUAUAUACAUGAUGUUAUAAUUCUUCUCAUUUUAAUACUGAAUGAACAUACUUGUUAUAGAUCUUACCAAUGUAUAUUUGUAUUGAUUUGAAAAUUUCCAAUCAAUAUGUAGUUCAAAUAAAAUUGUUAUAGACUA
Molecule: messenger RNA, 3822 nt
Organism: Ostrea edulis (European flat oyster)
Lineage: Eukaryota; Metazoa; Mollusca; Bivalvia; Ostreida; Ostreidae
Product: alanine--glyoxylate aminotransferase-like
Exons: 12
Coding region: 261-1559 (432 amino acids)
Cellular component (GO): peroxisome
Molecular function (GO): L-alanine:glyoxylate transaminase activity; L-serine:pyruvate transaminase activity
Source: RefSeq, a predicted model, not a curated record